AUGAGCAUGAUGCUGUUUUCGGUUCUGUUGUUCUUCUGCCUGAAUUUUACGAAUGCUGCAAAGUUGGGCGUGGUGCAGACGGAGGGCGGGAAGGUGGAGGGGAAGAGUUACCGGAUGGGCCUAUUCAGGACCGUGGAAGUCUUCAAAGGCAUCCCGUUUGCUGACGUGCCGGGAAAGUGGGAGAAACCCAAACCUCACCCAGGAUGGAGCGGAAUCCUGAAGGCAACAAAGUACAGAGAUCGGUGCCUACAGGUGACACUGCUACAGACAAAAACCCAGGGCAGCGAAGACUGUCUCUACCUGAACAUCUUUGUCCCACAGGGAAGAUCAGUGUCCUCAGGCCUCCCAGUGAUGGUGUACCUGUUUGGUGGUGCGUUCCUGCUCGGGGCAUCCAACGACGUGGCGAUACUCGGAGACUCGCUGUAUGACGGCAAAGAGAUGGCCGACAGAGGGAAUGUCAUCGUGGUGACCGUCAACUACCGAGUCGGUACUCUGGGCUUUCUCAGCACAGGAGACGACCGAAUGCCAGGGAACUACGGGCUGUGGGACCAACACGCCGCCAUCUCCUGGGUCCGAAGGAACAUUCAGGCGUUCGGAGGGAGCCCUUACAACCUCACCAUCUUCGGCCAGUCAGCCGGGGCUGCCAGUGUCAGUUACCAGAUGUUGUCUCCAUACAGUAAAGGAUUAUUUCGCAGAGCGAUCACACAGUGUGGUGUUGCCCUCAGUCCCUGGGCUCUGCAGAGGAAACCCAUGGCGCUCACCAAGAAGAUUGCGCGGAAAGUGGGCUGCUCGAGAAGCAACGAGGAUGAAAUGAUUACUUGUCUGAAGAUGAGUGACCCGGUCGGCCUAACCAUGGCGGGAAAAAUCGACGUGCUGCUCCUAUUUGGAAAAGGUGUGGUGAUGGAUCUGUUGGAGCUUGGUCCGGUUAUUGAUGGAGAUUUUGUCCCGGAUGAGCCCAGUCGCCUGUUCCACAAUGCCGCUGAGUUCGAUUACCUCGCCGGGGUCAACAGCAUGGACGGACACAUUUUCGCUGGAGUCGACGUUCCUUCCAUUAACAUGAGGAACGCCACCACUGUAGAUGAGGUGAAGAGUGUCCUGACCGGUCUGACCAGAGACAAAGGAGCGGCCGCCGCUGCCUCGGCCUUCAGCGCCUAUUCCUCCAUUUGGGGCUCUUUUCCAGAACAGGAUGUGGUGAAGAAGACCGUGUCCGACAUCGAGACAGACUUCCUCUUUCUGGUCCCAACUCAGAUCGCCCUCCAGCUGCAUGCCAACAACUCCAGUGGCGCCCGGACCUACUCCUACCUGUUCAACAUGAAGACCCGUAUCCCAGGAUUCCCUCGCUGGGUGGAAGCAGAGCACGCCGAGGACCUGCAGUACCUGUUUGGAAAGCCGUUCUCCACGCCGCUGGUUUACUUCCCCCGACACCGUGACCUGGCCGGGUACAUGAUCGCCUACUGGACCAACUUCGCCCGGACCGGCGAUCCUAACAGUGGUGAGAGUAAAGUCCCGGUCCUCUGGCCCGCCUUCACCAAGCUUCACCGACCCUACAUGAACAUCAACCACCGGAUGAGCAAGUCGUCCGUCAGCUACGACCUGAGAUCUUUCUAUGUGGAUUAUUGGACCAAAACCUACAGCAGCCUGCCGGUUACAAGAGGAGAGGAAGCUGUGAACCAACCAUCUCUUUGAAUUAUUGCAUCAGGUAUUCACAAGUGAGAAGAAAGAACGAGGAAUAAAGUCAUUCUGGAUUUC
Salarias fasciatus (jewelled blenny) is the source of this 1749-nucleotide messenger RNA. RefSeq names its product bile salt-activated lipase-like. Lineage: Eukaryota; Metazoa; Chordata; Actinopteri; Blenniiformes; Blenniidae. Bases 1 to 1686 code for a protein of 561 amino acids. The transcript has 12 exons. The record is from RefSeq and is a predicted model, not a curated record.